Molecule: messenger RNA, 642 nt
Organism: Vigna unguiculata (cowpea)
Lineage: Eukaryota; Viridiplantae; Streptophyta; Magnoliopsida; Fabales; Fabaceae
Product: 1-aminocyclopropane-1-carboxylate oxidase homolog 3 pseudogene
Source: RefSeq, a predicted model, not a curated record
AUGAUCUUAGCUUUUGAUGAGACAAAGCUUGGUGUGAAAGGACUUGUUGAUGAAGGCAUUACCAAGAUCCCUUGCAUAUUCCAUCACCCCCGUGAUAAUUUCAAAAGGGUCUCAGAAUCAGGGCAUAAAGAUUACACUAUUCCUAUUAUUGACCUUGGAAGGAUCCAUGGAGAUGGUGGUGAACGGAAAAGGGUGGUUGAGAGAGUGAAAGAAGCAUCACAGACAUGGGGUUUCUUUCAUAUUGUGAAUCAUGGCAUCCCAGUGAACACUCUGGAGGAGAUGUUAGAUGGGGUGGUAAGAUUUUUUGAGCAAGAUAGUGAGGUCAAGAAGAAAUUUUAUACUCGUGAUAAGAAACCUUUUAUCUUCAACAGCAAUUUCAAUCUAUAUUCCAAUGCUCCAGCUAAUUGGAAAGACACUUUCAUCUGUGACCUUACUACUCAUCUCCCUACACUAGGACACUUGCCAUCUGUAUGCAGGGACAUUAUUGUGGAAUACACAAAUCAAGUGUCAAAACUGGGAACUUUACUGUUUGAACUGUUAUCAGAAGCUCUUGGUUUGGAUCCAAGUUACUUAGCUGAUAUUGGCUGCAAUGGGGGGAUGUAUGUUGUUAGCCAUUACUAUCCACCCUGUCCUGAACCAUAA